Messenger RNA from Zingiber officinale, 4375 nucleotides. RefSeq lists its product as uncharacterized. The coding region runs from base 931 to 2715 and encodes 594 amino acids. The record is from RefSeq and is a predicted model, not a curated record. The transcript has 2 exons. NCBI's taxonomy places the organism in Eukaryota, Viridiplantae, Streptophyta, Magnoliopsida, Zingiberales, Zingiberaceae.
GUAACUUGAAGUCUUACUUAGUUUCAGCCAACCUUGAGUUCCCGUGCUUACCUAAGCCCAUACUCAAGAUCCUUUGUAUUCCACGCUUGUAAAAUUUCCCACUAGUAUUGCAAUAAUAUCUAGUGAGUGUAGUAGUUUCUAGCAAUCCGGUUUCUAGCAAUCCGUUGUUUAUUUUUGGUAUCAGAGCGAUGUCUGGCUAAAACUCUAAGCAGGUAUCUGGAUUGUUGUUUCGAGAGGUACUAAACCAGUUCUUUAUCUUUGCUCUUGGCUUUCUUGCAUAGAUUAAAUAAAAUCACAGAAAGAAUUAUUAUAUCCCUAUGGUAAGCUUUAGUAGGAUUAAAAUGUGGAGGAACACAGAAGAAAAUCCGGAACAAGGUACCAUAGUUGAUAUAAGUAAUUUCUUUUUGCAAUUUUAUCUUAAUCAUGUCUGAAAGGUUUGAACAAGCUAUAAAGGAUUGGUAUCGUAACUCAAGAACAACAGAUCUGGAAUACCUGAAUCUUGCAACUGAGGUAAAAAUCAAAGACAUCUCUCAUAAUAUAGUCGUCAUUUAUGAUCAUUUAUUACUUCAUUCCAAAGUCUCCAGGAGUGAAUAUCAUGUGUUAAGAAAGUUAAUCAGUGAAAACCAUUCUAUAUUAACAAAAUCUCUAGAAGAUAUUGUCCAGAAUUAGCAAAAAAUACAAAAGGUAGUGUUGGAGCUUCAAAAGGAAGUAUUCUUCUAUAAACCAUUAACAGCCAAGGAUAUCAAGGAGUUAUCUCAGCAACGAAGGGCAUCAUUGGUACCAGCUGAAACACUUUAUACAACUCAGUGGUCAGGACCAAGGCAUAGGGUGUACCAACAUUAUUCUGAGGCCAGAAUCUUAGUUACAGAAGGACAACAAAACUUGCCAUUAAUAAAUUCUGAAAGUCACUCAAUUCUUCGAAGAGAAGGUAUGCAAUUAAUUCAUUUGGGAUUAGUAAUGAUACGCAUACAUGCACUACAUCGAAGAAAUGCAGGAACUAAUGCACUUGUAGUCUUAAGAGACACAAGAUGGUCUGAUGACAGAUCUAUAAUUGGGACGAUGGAAGUUGAUCUAUCAGAAGGUACUCAACUUAUAUAUAUUGCUCCAAAUCUCUUAAUUAGUGUUGAGGACUUUUAUCAUCAUAUUGAACUAGCCAUACAAACACACGGAUAUGAAAAUUGGAAUUCUGCUGAAAGUAAUCUCCUAAUCACGAGAGGAUUAAUUGGCAGAUUAACUAAUACCAGUAAUGCAGGAUUUCGAUAUAACAUCCAGAAUGUAGCAGAUUAUCUUGCUAGUACAGGUGUUAAUGCAGUACCAGCAACACCAAGAACUACAACAGAAUUACAAGGGAUGAGAUGGAUAUUACAACCACCAAGAAUAAUCUCAAUACGAAAUCCACAAGCAGUCAGAACAGCAACAUUACUGGAUGGAUCAAUUUCUAUGGCCUUUUCAGGAUAUCGUUCUACAGGAAAUCCUAGGCCUAGUAAUUAUGAUGAAAAAGAUACUGAAGAUAUACAAGAAGAAUUUGCUGGAGUAUUUAUAAGUUUCAUUGAAGAAUAUGGAGCUCCAGAACAAAAUGACCGAUGGGAUACCUUAGGGGAACCCAGUGGAAGGUAUAAUUUUUAUGUUAAUUAUGCAGCUCCUCCAAUUAUACCUUUUAUUCCUCCAACAAAAUCAUCAUGGGGAGAUGAAGAUGAUGAACAUGAACAAGAUAGUGAGGUAGUCUUUCCAAGCAUAUGGGAAGAUACACCUUGGGAAGAUGACCCAGAUUUUGAUCCAAAUGAUUUAGCUCCACCAGAGGAAAUUUCUGAAGAAGAAGAAGAAAGUCCUGAAUCUUAUUUCUUAGGACUACAAGAUCAAGAAAUAGAUUAUCCAACUUUAGCACCACCAAUAGAGAAUUUGGCACCACCUGAAGAUCUACAAAGCCAGGUAACACAAAGUAUUAAUGAUGAAUCUGAAGCCUAUUGGCAACAAGUAAUACAAUAUGCUGAGCAAAUUGAAGAACAACUUCGACCACCUCUUGAAAAUGGCUGGUAUCAUCCUUAUCCACUCGAAAAUACAAUUAUUGAAGAAUUUCUAGACAGGAUACCUCAAGGGAUGCCUGAAGGUAUAUGGUAUGAAGUCUAUGAAACACUGGAACAUGAAGGAACCAGCAAUGAAGUAAGUAUUGAAGAAGCAACUCAGUUAUCUAAUGAUCUUUCAAAUAUUAAUAUUAAUCAGGAUCCAGAAGAACAAGAAGUAGCCCAUGUCAAUACAGAACAAUUACAACAACUGGAAUACCCAAUGCUCAAAAGAUUGGAAAAGGCUCUGGCAUCAACCUCCGAAUCAGCUAUUUCACAUUACAAGCAGCCAAAUGAGCCAUUAAUGGGGCAAAUAAAUUAUCCACCAGCACAAGGCACAACUCCACAAUUCAAUAAGGAAGAGCAAUAUAAAGGAAGAUUUAAAGGAAAAGCUUUGGAGCACAAUACUUGGACCUUACCUUCUGCACAAAAAAAUACUGGCGCCAUGCUUGUAUUACCAGAAGACAUAGACAAAAGGUUCAAUUUAUUGAAAAUCUUUUGGGAGAAAAUGAAAAAAAGAUGUGGAUACAAUGGAGAAAGAUGUAUGCCCAGGAAUAUGAAGAACUCAUACAAAUGGCAGGAGAAACACAAAAUGUGCUAUCUGCUAUUAGACGAUUCAUUCUAUUGGAAGAUUCAUACCAAGGCACGACUGUAGAACAGGAUCAAGCAUAUAUUGAUCUUAAAAGAUUAACUUGUUCUAAUAUGAAGGACAUUCUUCACUUUUUAAAUGACUACAAAGUCUUGGCAGCAAAGUCUGGUAGGAUGUUCAUCAAUUCUGAAUUAUCAGACAAGUUAUUUCGUAAACUCCCAUCUUUAAUAGCAAGUGACGUGGAAGCAGCAUUCAAGGCAUGACAUGUAGGUAACCAAAUUGGGGUAAUGCCUCGCAUACACUUUAUUUAUCAAUACCUUGCAGAAAUAUGCAAAAAGGCAGCUAUACAAAGGAGUGUCAAAGACUUAGCAUUUUGCAGUAAAAUACCUAUACCGGGGUAUUAUCAAAGCAAACAAAAGAAAUAUGGAUUACGAAAAUCAAAAACAUAUAAGGGGAAGCCACAUGAAACGCAUGUCCGUGUGUUCAAAAAGAAAAAGGCAGAGCAACAACACAAAUGUAAAUGCUUUAUAUGUGGCGAACCAGGGCAUUUUGAUAGAGAAUGUAAAAGAAAAACUGGAAAUAUCGCCAAGGCAGCAAUAAUGGAUCAAUUGGAGUUACCUUCAGACUAUGAUAUAUUAUCGAUUGAUCUUAAUGAACCUGAUUCUGAUGCUAUAUGCAGUUUAUCUGAAGGAGAAGCUGGUCCACUCAACUAUGCCAAAUAUGCACUAGAAGAUUUACAAUGGGAAGGGGUCUUCAUGAUGGGAGAUGAACAAUGCGGCUGGAGAUCAAGAAUUUAUGUAGGUGAUGUUAUGAAAAAUUGCCAGCAUAAUUGGGAAGAAAACAACAUUAUCUCAGAAGCUAAGUAUCUAUACUGCACUUUUUGUAAAAUGAUAACAACAGAUACUAUGCGAAUACAUUGCAUUCAAUGCAGAAUGACGGCAUGUCCCUCUUGUGCUAAAUACUACCUUAGCCGAAACAUUCAGUACAAAGAAAAGCCUAUUAUUCCGCCAUACCAGAAGCAGGAAGAAGUCAUCUGUGAGUUAAUAGACUAUACACAACAUUUACAAACAAGUCUAAUCAAGCAGAAGGGAAAAUCUAUUAUUAUCAACACUGAUGAUGAGGAUUCUGAAUCAGAAUUCUUGCCUUUUUCGGAACGGAAGGAGAAGAAGGUUACAUUUGAACCAUUACCACCAGAAUUUCUUAAAAUUCAACGAAUUACACCAACGACAAAAAUUCCUGAAAGAAGAAGCUCUGGAGCAGCAGAGUAUGAUUUAUUUAUUGACCAAUCAAUAGAAAUACCUGCAAAAGAAAGAUCACUUGUAAAAACAGGCAUACGUAUGGAAUUUCCGAAAGGCUAUUAUGCUAGAAUAACAGCAAGAUCUGGAGUAGCUCUAAAACGAAAAAUUGAUAUCGGAGCAGGAGUUAUUGACUCAGAUUAUAGAGGUGAAAUUUAUUUACUAGUCAUUAAUAACUCUGAUGCAUUAUUAAUUUUGAAAGCAGGAGAAAGUAUUGCUCAAUUCAUUCUGGAAGCAAUUAUAACUCCUUCUAUAAAAGAAGUUGAUGAAUUAUCAGAAACAAUAAGAGCAGAGGGGUCCUUUGGUUCUACAGAAGUUUCUACAGAAAUGACAUUUUCUGUACCAGCAAAAUCUUUUAAAACUUUCCUUUUUGAUAACCAUCCACAUGAUUUUUAAAAGAGAAUUUUAAAUUUUAAAACUCUCUUUUAAAA